AUGUUAUUACGUAACGGUAAAGGUAAUGGAUGCCGUCAAAGGAAACCUGAAAACCUGAAUUUUAUUAUUCAACUUAUCGACUUAGCGACGUAUUAUAAAUUGUACGACGUUGAAGAAUUUAAUAAUAUAAGAAUUGGCAUAAAUAUGGAACACAUCUGA
Dentiscutata erythropus is the source of this 159-nucleotide messenger RNA. The record is from the annotation of a GenBank genome assembly. NCBI's taxonomy places the organism in Eukaryota, Fungi, Glomeromycota, Glomeromycetes, Diversisporales, Gigasporaceae.